Molecule: messenger RNA, 1086 nt
Organism: Drosophila mojavensis
Lineage: Eukaryota; Metazoa; Arthropoda; Insecta; Diptera; Drosophilidae
Exons: 1
Coding region: 106-834 (242 amino acids)
Source: RefSeq, a predicted model, not a curated record
GCACGAAUAGGAGUAUUUCCUAGUAACAAUAUAACUUUCAUAACUUACAUAGUAGCUAUUGAAACGUUUGCUAAUUAUAGACUUCGAUCUUUCGAUGAUUUCGUUAUGAAUCCCGAUUGCGAGACGGACAUCUAUAGUCUGGAAUGCCAGGAAUGGAUGAGCCUAGUGUGCGACCGUUGCAGGGAUCUGUUUGCCGAAGCAGCCAAGGACAUCUGGGCCGCCUGGUGGCACGAUACCACACCGCCGUUGUACAAGGAUGUGGCCGAUAUGACCGUCUAUGACUGUGAGAAGCUGAAGCAUUUGCUAGAGGUCCAAGUGGCCGCUAGCAGUCCACAUAAAGCUACAGUGGAGUACAAAGAGUUUGCGUGGUGGCAGAAGAUCGCCCUGAUCAUCAUCUAUAUUUCCAUACUGGUGCUACUGCUCGUUGUGUGUCGCCGUUGGCGUAGAACAUGCAAAGCUGACAACCUGCCACCCAUUCACAACGAGCAAGAAGAUCUGCUGCUACCGACAUCCUCAUCUAAACCGGAUCACCCACCAGCAGAGCAAUGCAAACCGGACGAGACCGGAGCAAUACCUAGGGAGUGUCUCAGGCCGCUAAAAAAGCACGGCUUCAAGGCAUGGAUGCAACAAAUAUGCCGUCCGAUUUUCAUUCACAAUGAAGGUGCGCUAAAGCGCCGACAGAAGAAGUACGAGGAGGACAAGAAGCUCGAGCGCAUCCUCAACGAACGGAACAUUAAAAAGUGGACCAAGGCUCGCACCAGAGCCGAACGUAGGCGCGAAAUGGAAUUGGAGUCCAUGGAAAUGAUGGAAUUUAAGCAAACAAGUAGAAAAUAAUAUCAUUAUAAAGGAAUGAAAACAAGAUAUGAAUUUCAUUGAUUGAGUUAGUUAAAGCAUAUUGUCUAGCACUGGAUAAGUAAGGAUAAGGAAAGAUAUAUCUGAGAACCAGAUUAGGUUACGUUUCCUCAAAGUCCCUGAUUAUUUAAAAAUUAAAAAUAACUUUUGUAAAUUAGUUAUAUGAUAAUUUAUAUACCUAUACAUAUUUUAAACAAAUAAAGGAUGUAUUCUAAAUAAUCUAAAAAAGAGAAA